CGGAGAGUCGCAGCUCUUCAGGUACCUCCGCGCGGGGUCUCCGGACUCCUUCAAGUACGCGCCGCUCUCUCCGGUGGAGAACUUGGAUGUGGUGAGGUCGCCGACCGUCUACGCCACGCCAGUGAAGGUGGAGGAGGACGUACUGGUUAUGGAUGGGAUUCUGGUCACCUCAGCAAUUCCAGCUGGAAGGUUCGCGAGGUCCGUCACCGUUUCAGGAGGCUCCACGACGUUGUCUUCUUCUCCGUCGUCUGGUGGGAAGAGUCUCUACAAGACCGACAUUUGCCGCUCCUGGGAGGAUUCUGGACGCUGCCGCCACGGCAACAAAUGCCAGUUUGCACAUGGAAAGGAAGAGCUACGCCCAACUCGUUUCCCUGCCAAGAACAAAUCUGAGACACAGACACACAAGCCAUACUGUGUCUUUGGAACAGGAACAUACGGGCCAAAGAAUCGCUUUGCUUGUCAGCUCAUGGCAACAGCAUCCCGAACAACCUUACCCACCAAAACAGAAGGCACGAGCAAAAAUCUCUCCACCACUUGUAUCACUGAAGGCGACUGGUCUCCCCAAGAUGAUGGCAUUGAGGUUGUGCUGCCACAUUCUUCAACUGGAAAGCCUCCAUCAAGGAAAGACGUUAAUGCCUAUCUUGAGAGUGUUCUUUAUGGUCCUAGCAAGAAAAAGAGAUUGCCUGUGUUUGAUGAAAUUUGCUCAUGAUGGUCGCUCACAACAAUCUAUAUACCAUACAUACUUGCUCUUCUAAUAUUUGGGCCUCUCAGUUGGUGUGAUGAGAGGUAAUUGGAAUUAGAAUAAUCAUCCACACUUACAAACAAUUACAGUAUUAUUACAUUUGGAUGCAGUUCCCCCAAA
Molecule: messenger RNA, 862 nt
Organism: Corylus avellana
Lineage: Eukaryota; Viridiplantae; Streptophyta; Magnoliopsida; Fagales; Betulaceae
Source: RefSeq, a predicted model, not a curated record